Cornus florida is the source of this 2205-nucleotide messenger RNA. Its product is annotated as pollen receptor-like kinase 1. NCBI's taxonomy places the organism in Eukaryota, Viridiplantae, Streptophyta, Magnoliopsida, Cornales, Cornaceae. The transcript is spliced from 3 exons. Gene Ontology annotation, biological process: protein phosphorylation. Bases 1 to 1929 code for a protein of 642 amino acids. The record is from RefSeq and is a predicted model, not a curated record. Gene Ontology annotation, molecular function: protein binding; ATP binding; protein kinase activity.
AUGGCCCAUAGCUACCUCCGGUGGUCUCUUGUCGGAUUCAUUGUAUCACUGCAUGUUUUAACCUCUUGUAACGCAACAGAUUCCGAAUCCGAAAUCCUUCUCAAGUUCAAAGAUUCUCUGGGUUACAAUGCAGCAUUGGCCAGUUGGAAUUCCUCAACAUCACCCUGCUCCAAAAAGGGUAAGGGCGCGAAUUGGGAGGGUGUCAACUGCGAGAACAGGACCAUCUCGGGAUUACAGCUCGAGAAUAUUGGACUCACCGGCGACAUCAGCUUUGACGCCCUCAGGGAAUUGGAAUCUCUGAGAACUAUAAGCGUGAAAAACAAUAGCCUUGAGGGCCCCAUGCCCAACAUCAAAAUCAUCCCUUGGCUCAGAUCAGUGUUCCUGUCUAACAAUAAAUUUUCCGGGGAUAUUCCGGCCGACGCCUUUGAUGGAUUGACCGGGUUGAGGAAAGUUCAUUUGGCAGAGAACAAGUUCACGGGUCAGAUUCCAUUGUCCCUCACUAUUCUUCCUCGCCUUCUGGACUUGAGGCUUGAGGGGAAUCAAUUUGAAGGUGAAAUACCAGAUUUUGUACAAAAGGGAUUGGAAAUAAUGAAUGUAUCCAACAAUGCAUUGGAGGGUCCAAUCCCUUCAAAGCUCGGUGGGAUGGAUGCAAGCUCGUUUUUAGCCAACAAAGAUCUAUGUGGACGCCCACUGGCAGCAUGUUCUCCCCCAAAACUAUCCCUUGUGACCAUCGUCACCGUGGUGAUAGCUGUGGUGGCAGCUUUAGCUGCCAUAGCUACAGUUUUCUUCAUACUUUACCGGCGCCGAUCCCAAGCGCCUCCACCGGAAGAGGCUCCACGAUCAGAGCGAGGCCACACGAAAUCGGACUCUUCUGAUUUCGACAAAAUGGAGACAGGUAUGCCGGAGAUAUCCUCACACGGCAAGAAGGACGAGAACGGGCACGGGAAGUUGAUUUUUCUGAAAGAUGAUGUAGAGAAAUUCGACUUGCAAUCGUUGCUAAAAGCCUCGGCUGAGAUGUUGGGCAGUGGGAGCUUUGGAUCUUCAUACAAAGCCUCUCUUGUCGGUGGUCCAGUGAUGGUCGUGAAGAGGUUUAGGAAAAUGAAUAAUGUGAACAGAGAAGACUUUCAAGAGCAUGUAAGAAGAUUAGGCAGGUUGAGACAUCCCAAUUUGCUUCCUCUUGUGGCCUAUUACUAUACCAAGGACGAGAAGCUCUUGGUUAAUAACUUUGUUAACAACGUCAGCUUGGCUGUUCAUCUGCAUGGCAACCGAUACAGUGGGAAGCCAAGGCCUGAUUGGGCAGCAAGACUGAAAAUCAUCAAGGGAGUAGCAAAGGGCCUUCAAUUCCUCUACACUGAGCUUCCUGCCCUAAUUGCACCUCAUGGCCACCUCAAGUCAUCAAACGUUCUUCUUGGUGAAAUUUUCGAGCCCCUCCUCACGGACUAUGGACUAAUCCCCCUAGUGGACCAAGAGCAUGCUCAAGAGAUCAUGGUGGCUUACAAGGCACCAGAGUACAAGCAACACCGCCGGAUAACCAAGAAAACUGAUAUUUGGAGCCUAGGAAUAUUGAUACUGGAGACUCUGACGGGGAAGUUUCCCGCGAGUUAUUUACAACACGGCAAAGGAAGUGACGGGGACUUGGCAGCAUGGGUGAAAUCUAUCGUUCGCGAUGAGGGGACGACGGUGGAGGUGUUUGAUAAAGAGAUUGGCGCGACGAAGAACAGUGAGGGGGAGAUGAUGAAGCUUCUGAGGGUGGGGUUGGCUUGCUGUGAAAAUGAAGUUGAGCAUAGGUGUGAUUUGAGGGAGGCCAUUGAGAGAAUUGAGGAAGUGAAAGAGAAGGAUAGUGAUGAUGAGUUCUACUCUUCGUAUGCUAGUGAAGGAGACAGAAAUUCUUCAAGAGGAUUAUCUGAUGAUUUCAAUUUCUCUCAAUGAAUGGUUGAAUAGGAUUUUGUCAUUUUUCAUUUCUUUUUUCUUUUUUUAAAAUUUUCUCUGGAAAUUGAAUGAUUUAGAUGGUGAAACUUGGGGUGUGACAGGUUUAUUUUGUGUGUAAUGGUAGGGGUGGAAAUAGAAUUUACAUGGGUUUUAGAAGAGUAAAAGGCUUCCUUAAUUUGGAUCUGAAUAGUUCUGGAUCUAAGAUCAGCAUUUAGGGUAAAAUGAGACAUUAGAGUGGGCUAGAUAUGUGGGCCAAAAGGCUUGCUAUUUUUGGUU